Molecule: messenger RNA, 4909 nt
Organism: Brassica rapa (field mustard)
Lineage: Eukaryota; Viridiplantae; Streptophyta; Magnoliopsida; Brassicales; Brassicaceae
Biological process (GO): proteolysis
Molecular function (GO): cysteine-type peptidase activity
Source: RefSeq, a predicted model, not a curated record
UAUCCGAAAAUAUUCAAAAUUUUAUUCACAAUUUAUGUUUUUAUUAUAUUAAAAUGUGUAUAUAUACUAAACUUUGCGAAAUACAACAACAAUUCGUUGUCUCCUAGUGGUUGACCUCCAUAUUCUCUAGACAAAUAACCUGUCUUCGACUCCCCCUUAAUGCAUUUUAUUUAAUUUACAUUAUUAAUUCGGGUACCCAUCGGGUUUCGGGUUCGGGUCGGGUCGGGUCCAAGACCCGCGGGUCCUCUACAACAAGACCCGAUAGGGUAAUUUGAUCGGGUCGGUUCCUACCCGAACCGGGUUUUUUCGGAUCGGUUCCGGGUCGGGUCUUCGGGUCCGGGUAAAAUGCCCAGGCCUAUCACAUCACUCACACUAUUGGUUCGACUGUGGAUUUAAAAAUUUAGUUAUAGAUGUUUAGCUAUAGAUAAAUCGGUCGUAAUUGUAAAAUUGUUACUGUAUACUUUUUCUACAAAGGUUUUUGCUAUAGUUAAAUUUGUUGUACCUGUAAGGUAUAAGUUGUAGAUAUUUUAAAAUAAAAUAUAUGAAAUAUGUGUUGUAUAUAUAAUAUUAUUAUUUUAUAUUAAUUAAAAUAAUUUAUAUUAAUUUUUUUUAUAAAUUAUAAAAAUUUAUUGUAAUUUAAAAUGUGAUGUGUAUAUAAUAUUUACAUUAUUUAAGUAUCUUAAUAAUUUAAAAACACUCAAAUUCAAAAUUAAAAUAUUUAUAAAUUUUUUAAUUAUGAUUAUAUAAUUUAUUUGAUAUUAUAGAUAUUUGUUUUUUAAUUUUACAGCUUCAACAGCCUAUAAAAAGAAGAUGUAGAGUUUUUGCUUAAAAUAUAUAAGAUAAACUUUUGCUUUAUUUUUUUGCUGUAGCUUUAAAAAUAAAGCUAAAACAUGAUUGGUAAAAAUAAAUAAAAACUUUAUGUAAACUUUAAUUUUUAAAAGUAAAGCUACAGCAUGAUUGAUAAAGUUUAGUGAUUUAAAAAUAAAUAAAGUUAAAGUAGGGAGAUAAAGUCUAACCAAUCACCCCUUAUAUUAUCACAUUUUGUCCCUUUUGAAUGUAGAUUUUUCUUCAAUAAAAGACAUCCCAAAAAAGUUAGCCAUAAAAAUAUUUGGGAAAAUUGCCAAAACAGAAUAAAAAAACAGAAUGGUUGUCCCUAUGGUAUAAAUUCAAUCUAAAGUUGUCACUAUAGUAUAACUUUCUUCAUAAUACCUAAACUAACCUUAAUCUAAUCCCAAAUUGUAUUUAAAAAAAUAUGGAAAUCAAUUUGUAAAAAUGGUUGUCGAAUAAAAAAGAAAAAUAAAGGGAAAAUUGAAAAAUGGAUUAAAACCAUUAUGUUUUUUUUUCCCGUAACCCUAAUAAAGAAAACAAUCUCUCCGCCUCUCUCUACGGCGACGACGAAGGCGAUUCUGUCUUCUCCGGUGAAAUCAACGGCGACUGCAGACGCCACCGGUGGAACCCGUUUCUAUUCUCCUACCGGUGGAACCCUUUGUCUUCUCCUACAUAUUGAAGGUAAACACCAACGUUCUCCAUCCAAUUUCAAUCAUAAAGUUUGUUUCUUUCUCCUUCUUGUUCUAAUACUUUUCUCUGGAUCUCUGGAUAUCUCGACAAACAAAGGCGAUUUCGGAACUUCUCUUGGUCAUUGGUGAAAUCGAGUUUGUCUUCAACCUCCCCGCCUCUCUCUUUCUCCGACAUUGCUAGCACAUAAGGUAUGUUCUCAAUACUUCAUAUGUCAAGCGGUUUGAGUUCUUCAUUCGGGUUUGAAGCUAGCAUUUCUCUCUUUCUUUAUCCGGUUCUUUAUUGCAUUUCUCUGUGUUUGAGCUCUUCAUUUGGGUUACUCUUUUUAUAUUCGUUUCUUAGGAUUUUAAGUGUUGUUAACUGAUUAUAUGAACAGAUUUCGAUUGUGAAUUGGCUUACUUUGAUUAACUGAUUUCUUUUGUGAAUUGAUUUCGUUUAUCAUGGGCUGGUUUAUUGAUUGUGAAUUGGCUUACUUUGAUUAACAGAUUUCUUGUGUUUGUCUCUGCUUCAAUCAAUUUCAGUCUUUAACUAGAAUCAAUUUUUUUUUGUGUUUUCUAGAUAUGGAGUUAGAGCUACCUAAGCGAGUGUAUGCAGAGGGUUUAGAACCUCAGGUGAAGAAGAUCAAUAACUGCUGCCGCAUGGAACUUAUCAGAGAUCUGAAGAAAGCUAUGCCUGCGGAGUACGAUGAUGUCAAGAUAGAUCCUGUUUUCAAACAUAUCAUGGCGAUUGCGGAAAAUAACCUCAAGUUUUCGGGGAAAUUGGUGGAUAGCUUCUUGUGUAAGCAGCUGAUUACCUCGAAGAUGCAUGAGAGGUGGUUUGUAUUUGCGAGGAAGCCUCUCCGGUUUUCCCUUCAGGAGUACCACGCUGUGACAGGCCUCAAGAUCUCGCGGGAAAGUAGCUGUGACGUAGUUAAAUGGAAAAGUGAUGGCGGAUUUUGGAGUGAACUACUAAGGACAGGUGGUAAGAUCACCUUGCAGUCGAUCAAAAAGGUGCAUCUACAAGAAGUUCACAGCUGGUCUCGGCGUGAUAGGAUGAGGUUGAUCUACUUGUGUGUGAUAAUGGGUGUUGUGAUGGGGAGAGAUGAGAAGGUGAACAUCCCUCAUAUGUACAUCAAGCUGGUGAUGGAUCUUGAGAAGCUUCGGAACUUCCAUUGGGGUCUUCACUCCUAUGACUUCUUACUGAGUUCCAUUGAGAAGGUUAUGAAGAAGUUGGGUAAGAAGAACAGCUACAUUUUCGAGGGGUUCUCCUAUGCGUUCCAGAUUUGGAUUAUGGAAGCAAUUCCGGAUUUUGGAGAAAUAUGUGGCAGCAAAGUCUCGGACAGUUUCAGCGGUCCAAGGUGUGGAAAUUGGAAAGGAGUUGCAAAAGUUUCUUAUGAAGACAUCAUUCAACUUGAGGAAUCGUUUACUGAGAAGGGAGACUUGUUCUCGGUAAUUUCAGUGAGUGGCAAUGGUGAUGUGUUGAGGCAUGCUGAUUAUACAAGGAAGGAUGAGAUGGAAGAUGAACGUGUGGACCUUCUUCUCGAUAGGAUUAAAAAGAACUUUGAUUGGAGCAACACAGAAUGGCCAGUUAUAGAGGCUGAAGAGACUGAGAUGGAGGAAGCCGAUACAGAGUCAGAAGCUGAUAAGAGUGUGGAUGCUACUGAUAUUGCAGCAGAUGUGGAGACAUCUUCGGUCCAUGUUGCUGGAAGAGGCAAGAGAAAGAUUCAGGAUGAAGGAGCCGAGACAAGAAAGAAGAAGUUGCUGUGUAAGCGAACAGCAGAAAAAAAACAGAGUAUUGAUGAAGAAACUAAGAGUUUCAUUGAGGGUUUGGUCCACUCAUCUGUCAAUUCCUUGGGAGAAAUACUCAGAGAGCAGAUGGCGAGUAUGGAGAGCAUGUUCAAAGAGAGGAUCGGCAACAUGGAGAUCGAGGUUUCACAACUCAAAGAAGCAAGGAGUUUGAGUGCCGAAGGAAGCGUUCCUAAGAGCAAAACCGAUGAAGCUGCGCCUAAGACCAAAACCGUCCAAACUCCAGCAAAGAAAAAGGUCAAUCAAGCUCAAGCUCAAGCUCCAGCAAAGAAAAAGGAUUGGUUAAAGAAUGGUAUAGAAACUAACGAGUUUGAUUUUGGAUUGAGCACACAAGAAUUAAGGGAAUUGUCCCAAGAUACAUUUGUUGAUGGGUUUGAUCUUUCUCAAGUGAAAGUCGAAAACUCAAAACCCUUCAACAUGUCCCCACCGAAGUUAAAUGAUGAGGAAAUAGAUCGAGCCGGAGAAGCCUCAGCAGAUGCGGCAUUGGUGUAUCUUCGUAAAGAGGAUUGGGAAAAAGUUAGCACUUGGUUAAUUAAAUCCAAACCUCUACGGAUUGGACCUUCAUUGUUAGAUGCUGAGAUUGGUACUCGUCUUAUGGAUAGAACCGAGUGGCUUCACAACUCGGAGAUUGACGCCAUGAUGUACGUAUACAGGGAGAGAACAUCUCUGAAACGAUGGAAACUUCACCGUGUCGCCUUCAUGUCUGUUGUCUUCAGCAACAUGAUUAAAAAGGAGUAUGAGAGUUUCAAGGCGGGUAUAAGAAAAUACAAGCUUCAUCAUUUGCUACUGCAGUACGGCAAAGGGGUCCUUCCACCACAUGGACAGACACAAGAGAUAUGGAAUGUAGAUGUGGAUAGGCUGUAUGUCCCUGUUCAUAAGGACUUUACGUUUGCUGCAUAUACGGUUCACUAUGUCCCCAUGGGUAAGCUGAAUAAAAGUGCAUGUGAUUGUGGUGUCUACACAAUAAAGUUUAUCGAGUGCCAUUCGCUUGGAUUGAAGCUGUCCAUGGUGAAUGAUGGUAACAUCAAAGAAGCUCGCCACAGAAUUUUGUGGGAUCUAUGGGAAGCAGCUAACGACCCGGAACUGGUUGAUAGGAUGUCAAAUUAUGAACCUCCAGAGUGUCUCACUUCAACCGUAGAAGAGAUUCUGUGAGAAUCGAUUUUUAAAUGUAAAUAGUUCGGUUUUUAAUCUAACUUUUAGGAUAAAAAGACUUAAUCUAAUGUGUGUCUUCUAGUGUUUUAUUAGGAACAUGAAUGCUCAAUCUAAUGAAUUUCUUUUGGGUUUAUUAUUCUCAGUUUUUCACAAUUUGUUUAUGAGACCCUAAAAAAGUCUUGUUGGAGACAACAAACAACCGUAACAAAGACCCUAAACAUACCCUAAAAAUACCCUAAACAAAACCCUAAACGAGACAACGUUCGAAAACAUUAUAUGAAACAAAAGAAACCAGACAUUCAAUCAAGAGUCUGAAAAACACCUAACGAGACCCUAAACAUACCCUAAACAGUAACGAAAAUAACAUUAUUCAUGAAUUCUAAUUCCCCGUAGAAAAGGAAUCAACCCAUAUUAGUAUAAAAAACGAAUCAAAUCCAAUACUUUUUAAUUGGUUUCUU